GUCGCUAAGGGUCGGUCCUUGUUUCAAGUCUAGCCUGUGGGGCUGUCUCCGAAUCCAAGCUCCCGUUCAGGUUGGGUUGGCGGGGUCCAAAAUCCGGUCGCGACGCGUCUGCACCCGCGAUUCGACCGACGAGCAUCACUAAUCGCUUAAAUGCCCUCACAAUGCCCAGAGAGAUAAUUACAAUCCAAGCUGGCCAGUGUGGCAACAGCAUCGGAAGUCAGUUCUGGCAGCAGCUUUGCCAGGAGCAUGGCAUCAGCCAAGACGGAAAUCUCGAAGACUUUGCGACCGAGGGCGGUGACCGCAAAGAUGUCUUCUACUACCAAAGCGACGACACGCGCUACAUCCCUCGGGCCAUCCUGAUCGACCUUGAACCACGGGUUAUCCACGGGAUACAAACGGGUCCGUAUCGGAACAUUUACAAUCCUGAGAAUUUCUACGUUGGCAAGAGCGGCGUGGGAGCCGGUAACAACUGGGGUGAUGGAUAUCAGACCGGAGAGCUGGUGCAUGAAGAGAUUAUGGAGAUGAUCGACCGGGAGGCGGAUGGUAGUGACUCGCUUGAGGGCUUCAUGAUGCUGCACUCCAUCGCUGGAGGCACGGGGUCCGGCCUGGGAUCGUUCCUCCUCGAGAGGCUCAACGACCGCUUCCCCAAGAAGAUCAUACAAACUUACUCGGUCUUUCCGGAUACGACUAACUCGGGUGACGUUGUCGUCCAUCCCUAUAACAGCGUGCUGACCAUGAGGCGCCUAACCCAAAAUGCCGACUCCGUGGUGGUGCUCGACAAUGGAGCUCUCGCACACAUCGCGGCCGACAGACUCCAUCUUCAGGAGCCGUCCUUUCAGCAGACGAACCAAUUGGUGUCAACGGUCAUGUCAGCCAGCACCACCACCCUCAGAUACCCCGGUUACAUGCACAACGACCUCGUCAGCAUCCUCGCUUCCCUUAUCCCUACCCCCCGAUGCCACUUCUUGAUGACCGCCUACACGCCAUUCACUGGCGAUCAAGUCGAGCAGGCCAAGACUGUCCGCAAAACCACCGUGUUGGACGUCAUGCGGCGUUUGUUGCAGCCCAAGAACCGCAUGGUGUCCACCGUCCCGGGAAAGAAGAGCUGCUACAUCUCCAUUCUCAACGUCAUCCAGGGCGAGGUCGACCCGACGGACGUGCACAAGAGUCUACUACGCAUCCGGGAGCGUCGUCUAGCUACAUUUAUCCCAUGGGGUCCGGCAAGCAUACAGGUGGCAUUGACCAAGAGAAGCCCGUACAUCCCCAUGGCCCAUCGCGUGAGUGGGCUGAUGUUGGCGAACCACACCAGCAUUGCCACGCUUUUCAAAAGGAUAUUCAGACAGUAUGAAGGCAUGCGGAAGCGAAACGCUUUCUUGGAGGGCUACAAGAAGACGGCGCCGUUUGCUGACAACCUCAGCGAGUUUGACGAAGCGAAGGAGGUGGUGGCCGACCUUAUUGCCGAGUACGAGGCGGCUGAGGACGCCAACUAUCUCAACCCUGAUCUGGGUGAGCAGGCGACCUCGGCUGAGACGGACAAGAGGAUGGGGUGAAGGGGACUCCCGAGCUGUUGGUCAGCUACGUUUCGUUUACAGGUUGGAAGGAGUCAAUAGGCAUUGGCACGGUUGUUAUGUUUAACGGCGUUCCGGAGCACGAGGCGGCGAAUGGAUAGGCUCUAAAGCAUCUACUACCAAUUUA
Messenger RNA from Chaetomium strumarium, 1695 nucleotides. RefSeq names its product Tubulin/FtsZ, GTPase domain-containing protein. Lineage: Eukaryota; Fungi; Ascomycota; Sordariomycetes; Sordariales; Chaetomiaceae. The transcript has 6 exons. Bases 162 to 1550 code for a protein of 462 amino acids. The record is from RefSeq and is a predicted model, not a curated record. Gene Ontology annotation, molecular function: structural constituent of cytoskeleton; GTP binding. Gene Ontology annotation, cellular component: spindle pole body; nucleus; cytoplasm. Gene Ontology annotation, biological process: microtubule nucleation; meiotic spindle organization; mitotic sister chromatid segregation.